This is a messenger RNA of Sinocyclocheilus grahami, 9098 nucleotides long. Its product is annotated as supervillin-like. Bases 176 to 8308 code for a protein of 2710 amino acids. Gene Ontology annotation, cellular component: actin cytoskeleton; cytoplasm. The transcript has 36 exons. Gene Ontology annotation, biological process: cytoskeleton organization; barbed-end actin filament capping; actin polymerization or depolymerization. The record is from RefSeq and is a predicted model, not a curated record. Lineage: Eukaryota; Metazoa; Chordata; Actinopteri; Cypriniformes; Cyprinidae. Gene Ontology annotation, molecular function: actin filament binding; phosphatidylinositol-4,5-bisphosphate binding.
CCUAUGUGUUUGCUUUAGCCCUCCAGUUUUGCCUCGGUGCAUUUCCAUCACGUUGAGUCCGUCUGUGGCGAUCCCUCUCUCUCUCGCUCUUUCUUCGUCUGUUUGAGCCUGUGAUUAGGUCUGUCUGUCCUUUUCCUCUCUUUUCUCCAUUUUCUACUUUCCUUUUCAUUCCAACAUGUUCCAUAACCCGUGGAUUACUAACUAUCUCAACCACGUCACUCAGUGUAGUCAAGGCUUUGUCAGUGAAGCUUCUGCUAAGCUCUACAGCCCUGCACUACUAAAGAAAAGAGCAGUAAGCUUUGGUGUGGAUGACAGGACAUCACUGGUUAAGAGUACAACAGAAAUUGAUGCAAAUAUCUUAGCUGUACUGCCCAAAGUUUCAGAGCUAAGGAAGCAAUUUGAAACCUCUAUCAAAAGUGGUCCAGAAAUGAACAGGAAAGAGAGAAUUGCACGAAGGUUGGAGGGGAUUGAGGCUGAUGUUCCACCUGCUCUUACUACAAGCAUGCAACACACAGCCGGCCUGGUGACCAACCGACUACUGGAGGAGGACACACCACGCUAUACACGUGCUUCAGAUCCCAGCGAUCCAGGCAUUGUGGUGCGGCGCUACAUCCGUGAUGACAUAGAAGCUCCAGAGCGGCAAUCCAGAGCUCGGACACGUCCAGAUCCACAGUUGUCCUCCCACCCUGAGCCAGUCGGUCCUACCCCAGCCGGGUCUGAUGCAGCCAGCCUCAGCUCUAAAGCCGAGCGGAUUGCGCGAUACAAAGCUGAACGUCGGCGACAAUUAUCAGAACGUUACGGAAUCCUCCUCGACCAAGAGGUGGAUCUGGAUUACGCGCCACGCUGCACACAUGCACGGAGAGAGUCUGACCUGUCGGACAAAGGGGCUCCUCCUGACAGGGGACGUGGUGAGAGCAGGACAAGGGGAGUGGCAUUGCAAAAACAGGAUGAGGGGCGGGACCGAAGCAGCAGCAGGUCUAAAUACAGCAGUUCAGGAAUAGGGCGAGUCUUCAUGCCUUCUUACCCCACCCCCAAUCCUGCUCCUCCUCCAUCAGGCUUUGAUGCUGAGCGAGAGAGAGAGAGGGCAAUGAACUUGGAAAAUUAUAGACGAGCACCUGACCGAAGUACGAAACCACGCCCACAGGAAACUCCGGUUCCAAUGGAAACAACAACAGCCCAACCAGCGAGGGGUGUCGCUGUUGUCACUGUAGCAAGUUCUCCUAGGACAGCACGCAGAGCUUCGUUGCCUACAACACAAUAUGGCAUCUCUCCUGGAGACUUGUUCAUCGAGCAACAAGCUCAAAAUAUCCUCAACAGACAGGGAAUACGAGUAAGAGAGAGACAGACAAUGGAGGACAUCUCGGGAAGGGGUUCUGAUUCAGGGCCAGAUGCAUCUUCUGUCAGACGUCAUCCAACAGUUGCCCCUCCAUAUUUAGCUCCACGACCUCAAUCUGCAAACCAACCACGAACACGGAGCUCUGAACCCCCAAUCCAACAACCUAAUCAGGAGACCCGUCAACAAAGGGCACAUAGUGCAGAGCGGCCGCGAUUCCAGUGCACUCACACUAUGGACUCGCCUGCCUUUCAACAUAUAGUUUCAAGUGAAACUGGAAAUCAUCAGCGUGCCCAAAGUGCAGAGCCCCCAAACUAUGAUCAGAGUCCUGGUAUUCACCCUAGCACCAUGGGUCGUCAGUCUGGAUUUGGACAAAUCAAGCAAUCCCUAACAAAGAGAAAUAGUCAAGAUGCUCAAGAACAAUCACAAAUGCACAGACCAUCACAACAACCACACCCAGCAUACAAAGAUCUCCAGCAGCCAUUUCCUGGUCCUAGAGAUGCCCCACUACCUGUACAAAAGUAUCGGGCUAUCCUUCAACCAGUGCCUUUAGAUCGGGUCACUCACCAACCAGCUCAAGCACAUGCACCUACUCAGAAGCCUCUACAUGAACAUGAACACACCUUGCAUUCACGUCUGUCACAUGGGCAUUAUGGUCACAGCCCUCUGCAGUAUGGUUCAGUCCAGGCACUGCCUCCAGCAUAUGGACAAAUUGUUUACUCAGCUCCUUCCCAUACAUCUAGCCAUCUAUCUUCAUCUUCAAAUGCUCAUGCAGCUCACCCUGUGCCUGGACCUUCACUUAGUAAGUCUGAGACAGUGGAUCCCAAAGGACGAUUGCCCAUACCCAGUUUGGCACCUGCUGACAAAGAGGGUGAAGAGACUAGACGAAUUGCCAGUGCUGAUCACAUUCAGCCAAUUCACAGAGAAGGUCGAUCAGCAUCCAGAGUGGAUCCAGCUUCAGAAGGGUUACUUAAGAGCAGAAAAGCUGUGCUACCCUCAGAGAUCCGCCGCAGGCAAAAGAGUGUGGAUGAUCCCAUGCGUGGACAAACUGAUGAAGGUUUGGAAAGUCAGAGAAUCAGAAGGAUCAGCCAGUCAGAGGAGAUAGAGGAGAGAGGUGGAAGAAAGUUGCACCAGUUGGAAGAAAGGGAGGGGUCUAAUGGAAAAGGAAUUGCUCAGAUGGAGGAGGGAACAAUAGCAGGUGAAAAGGUAAUUGGUCUACUAAAAGACAGAGAACAGCAUGAUGACCAAAGGACCAGUCAAUCUGAAGAAAAAGAGGUAGAUAGUGGCACAAAGAAUAGUUGGAAAGGUAAAGAUGUGGGACGUGGUAUAAGGAAGAUUGGUCAAAGAAAAGAAAACAAGCAAGUGACUGGUAUUAAAAAGGAGGAGGGUCAAGAUAAUUGGAGCACUCACCAGUUAGAGGGGAUGGAACAAGGAGGUGUCAGGAAAGUUGACGAAUUCAAAGAAAGAGAAUGGGAAGUUGAUCGAAGACAAGGCCACACUGUACAGUCUGUUGAACCACUGGUGCAUGGUGAUAAGAAAAUCGGUCAAGAGGUAGAGGAGCAGAAAGAAGGCCAAAGGUUCCUGCAAAAAGAAGUGGCAGAAGGACAUGGUAGAAGACGACGGAUUGAUCUGUCAGAGAAUGAUGAAGGGCAUGUCAGACGGAGAAGGAUAAGCCAAUCAGAAGAUGAUUGGGAGGAACGUAGGGUACGUAAAAUUGGACAGUUGGAUGCAUGGGAAGUGCAAGGAGUGCAUCGAAUGGGCCAGCCAGAUAAUAAUUUUGAAAGACCUGAGAAAGGAAAGCAGAGGUUAAACACACAUCUACCUGAAGAAAUAGACACAGCUUCCACACAGCUAACCAAUCAACAGCAUUUUCCACACCAUAGGGUGGGGGAUGUUGGAGGCUACUUGCAGAAAAGUUCCUUCCUCCCACAAGCGCAACAUCGAGUGAGCCAGGAUGCAGGUGACCUGAGGCCAAAGGUGCGAAUCCGCUCCAUGUCAGAUAUUGGAGUAACUCAACGGUCUGCUGCAUUGAGAAGUCUGGAGCGUGCUGCCAGUCGAGAGUCUGCAAUGGUGACAGGUACAGGGCUUCAUACUAGAGAGCCGAGUGGUGUGGCCAAUGGUGAAAUGGGCACCUUGGACACAAGAGUUUCUGUGGCUAAGCUGAGACAUUCCUACCUGGAGAAUGCUUCUGGACACAGACCUGAGCUGGAGUCUAAAGGAGACCAGGUUCCCAUGGAGAUCGAUCCAGUUGUCAACAGUGACCGGGAGAGAGGAGCACGUCGGCCCAGACGUUACAUUUCCCCUGGAGAUGACAGGAAGUCAUCUGAGAGGUUUAGAACCCAGCCAAUCACAUCAGCCGAAAGGCUGGAGUCUGAUAGGUCCCGUCUUAGCCCAGAGCUUCAAUGUACAGAAUGCGAGUCAAAAUUGGAUGAAGAAAAAAUGGAUGAACGAGCUAAAAUGAGCGUAGCAGCCAAGAGAUCUCUUUUCAGGGAGCUGGAGAAGACUUUAGAGGGAGGUGUCCCCAAACCUCGAUCACGCAAUGCUGCGGUUGAGCGGAGACUCAGACGAGUGCAGGAUCGUUCACGGACACAGCCGGUCACGACAGAGGAAGUUGUCAUUGCUGCUACUUCCCCCGCUCCCCCUUCUCAAGUCAUCAUUAUUCAAACCACUGCUCCCAGAAUCCCCAGUCCUGCUGUAGUCAGCACUUCCAUGACUAGUUUCAGCAUUCCCGUGAGGACGGUGAGCACAGCUGCGGUCUCCUCCAGAAGUUCUUCACACACCUCAAACACUCUCACUUACCUCCAACAACCCCAGUCCUACACGCCUCCGCAGCCUCAACAAAAACCAGCGCAGCACCCUCAAAUCGACACACCAACCCACGCUAGACCUCAAACACAACCCUACAGCCCGCCGACACCACCACAGACACGGGCCAAACCACAAACACACCUCAUUUCUGACUCUCAGCCUCACAUCCACGUUGACUCUCAGGCUCCUCCAUGGCAAACCCAGCUGUUCCCUGAACCCCAGCGGCAGGUGCAACCCAGGGUCCCGCCGCAGACGCAGCCCAAACCGCAAUCCUUCCUUCCACCUCAGUCACAUGCCUACAUUCCCCCUCAACCCAAGAUACCCCCUCAAACCCAGCCCAAACCCCAGUGCUUCAUACCACCUCCAACACAGCCCCAAGAGGAGAUCCUGGGAAAAUACGGCCCCUCUGAACUCGUCGUCUCCAAAGACCAAAGGCCAGAGAUCCACGAAGAUCCAGAGGCCAUGACAUCUAUGUCAAUCAAAGAAAGGUGUGUGCUGGUUACUUCGCUUUUAUGUUAUGUCUCUGAUCCCAGCAUUCCCGUGAGGACGGUGAGCACAGCUGCGGUCUCCUCCAGAAGUUCUUCACACACCUCAAACACUCUCACUUACCUCCAACAACCCCAGUCCUACACGCCUCCGCAGCCUCAACAAAAACCAGCGCAGCACCCUCAAAUCGACACACCAACCCACGCUAGACCUCAAACACAACCCUACAGCCCGCCGACACCACCACAGACACGGGCCAAACCACAAACACACCUCAUUUCUGACUCUCAGCCUCACAUCCACGUUGACUCUCAGGCUCCUCCAUGGCAAACCCAGCUGUUCCCUGAACCCCAGCGGCAGGUGCAACCCAGGGUCCCGCCGCAGACGCAGCCCAAACCGCAAUCCUUCCUUCCACCUCAGUCACAUGCCUACAUUCCCCCUCAACCCAAGAUACCCCCUCAAACCCAGCCCAAACCCCAGUGCUUCAUACCACCUCCAACACAGCCCCAAGAGGAGAUCCUGGGAAAAUACGGCCCCUCUGAACUCGUCGUCUCCAAAGACCAAAGGCCAGAGAUCCACGAAGAUCCAGAGGCCAUGACAUCUAUGUCAAUCAAAGAAAGGUUAGCCAUGUUGAAGAAGAGUGGAGAGGAAGAUUGGAAAAACAGGAUCAACAAGAAACAGGAAGUUAAACAGGAAGUGGUGUCUGCAAGCGAGAAGAGUAGUCAAAUAAUGGAGGAGCAAGGCUUUACGAAAAAGGACGAGACUGUUAUCCGAGAGUUUGCAUCAUUUGAGCAGCUCUGGGAGCCUGUCUUUUCUUCCACCUACUCUCCUCCUCCUCUCCCAUCUACCCCAAAAUGCCAAUAUGUAGGACAACAAGGCCAGAAGCUUGAAGAGGGAGAGGAGCAGAUGUCCAUUGAAGAAAGGAAGCAGAUGAUCUCGACGCAGGAGGAGGCGUGGCAGAGCACAGGGAGGGGCGUGGCCAAUGACUCCGGCCAGUACACUGUGGCUGCCAGAAUGGUGAAAAAAGGUCUGGCUGCUUCCUCUGCAGUGAUCAGCCCUAUUUUGUCUCCAGUCUCUGCUAAACUGAAGAGCAGUAUGCCAGCUAUCUCGAAACCACAGGAAGAAAUUGAGGCCAGAGCAGAGAUGGAAUCUGAUAAGAAGCUGGAAAAGCUGGAGACGUUUUUAGGUCGUUUGAACAGUAAAGUGAGCAAGAGCUCCAGUUUGUCGGAUGCAGCUCUGGCUGGUUUGGCCAGUAAAGAGAGCUACAGCAGCGUGAGUCUGCGCAGUGUCAGUGUCUCAGAGCAGAUGACCAAUAACAGCGCAGCGCCCUACAAAAAACUCAUGCUCAUGCUGGUCAAAGGUCGACGUCAUGUCCAGACCAGACUAGUGGAGCCUAGAGUGUCCUCUCUGAACAGCGGUGACAGUUUUCUGCUGGUUACGCCUGAGCAUUGCUUCGUUUGGAUCGGAGAGUUUGCAAAUGUCAUUGAAAGAGCCAAGGCAUCAGAACUGGCCACUUUCAUCCAGCUGAACCACGACCUUGGUUGUCGAGCUGCACUGGUAGAGACGAUCGAAGAAGGAGUGAAUGCUCAAAGCCCUGCAGCUGCUGAGUUCUGGAAGAUCCUGGGAGGACCGGCCAACUACCACUCGGCCGGGUCUCCAGACGAGGAUGAGAUGUUUGAAAGUGCCAUUGUGGAGACAAACUGUAUCUUCCGUCUUGUGGACGAUAAACUGCUUCCUGAUGAUGAUUUCUGGGGGAAAGUGCCUCGUAGUUCACUUUUGGGCUCUAAAGAGGUGGUAGUGUUUGAUUUCGGUAGUGAAGUGUACGUGUGGCAUGGUAAAGAGGUCACAUUGGCACAGAGGAAGGUGGCGUUUCAGCUGGCCAAGCACCUUUGGAACGGGACGUUUGAUUAUACCAACUGUGACAUCAACCCUCUGGAUCCUGGAGGACACAACACGCUCAUACCGAGGAAAGGUCAAGGUCGCCCAGAUUGGGCCAUGUUUGGCAGACUGACCGAACAUAAUGAAACAUGUCUUUUUAAAGAGAAGUUCCUGGACUGGAAAGAUGCUUCUAGACUGUCACCUAAAAAUGUCAUCGAGCACCCCUUCCAGCAGAAGGAGUCUCCGGGCACAGAUUCCCAUUCUGAGUGCCGGGCGUACAGCGCCUCUCUGAUGCUUCCGGUCUUGCAGUCGCCCAUCAGUACAGUUCUGGACGGUCAGAAUGUGGGUCGAGGACACGGUCCGGUGGAAAAUGGCUCAGACGACUGCAUGCGCUCUCUGGAGAUCAGCACGGUCUCUGUUGACGUCUGGCACAUUCUGGAGUUCGACUACAGCCGACUGCCCAAGCAGAGCAUCGGCCAGUUUCACGAGGGAGAUGCUUACGUAGUGAAAUGGAAGUACAUGGUGAGCGCAGCAGUGGGCAGCAGGCAGAAGCUGGAUCCGGUGCGCAGUGCAGGUCCCGGCAGGGAGAAGUGCUGCUAUUUCUUCUGGCAGGGCAGAAACUCGACGGUCAGUGAGAAAGGAACAUCUGCGCUCAUGACUGUUGAACUGGAUGAAGAGAGAGGAGCACAGAUGCAGGUCCAGCAGGGGAAGGAGCCGCCCUGUUUCCUGCAGUGUUUCAACGGAGGGAUGAUUGUGCAUUCUGGGAAGAGAGAAGAAGAAGAGGAGAACAUUCAGAAUGACUGGCGUCUGUACUGUGUGCGAAGUGAGGUGUCUGUAGAGGGCCAUCUGCUGGAAGUGGCAUGUCACUGCAGUAGUCUGCGAUCACGCACAUCAAUGGUCCUUCUGAACAUCAACAAAGCCCUGAUCUACCUGUGGCACGGCUGCAAAAUGCAAACGCACACACGGCAUGUCGCUCGAACUGCCGCAGAGAAGAUAAAAGAACAACGGCCACUGGAGGCGGGACUUCACAGUAGCUGCAAUGUGACCAUUCAUGAAUGUGAGGAAGGUGGCGAGCCAGUGGAAUUCUGGGAAGCGUUAGGCAGGAAGGACCGCAAGGCCUACGACUGCAUGCUUCAAGACCCUGGCAAGUUUAACUUCACCCCGCGUCUGUUCCAGCUCAGUAGUUCUUCGGGUGAGUUUGUGGCGCUGGAAUUUUUCAACCCAUCCAGAGCCGCAGACUUUGAUUGCUCCCUGCCGUUCCUGCAGGAGGAUCUGUACUCUGCCCCUCAGCCAGCUCUGUUCCUAGUAGAUAACUAUCAUGAAGUUUACCUGUGGCAGGGCUGGUGGCCGCAGGAUACUGAGAGUACUGGUUCUGCCCGCAUCCGCUGGGACGCAGACAGGAAGUGCGCUAUGGAAACAGUGUUGCAGUACUGCAGAGAAAAGAACGAGAAGAAGCCUCAGAAGUCAUACUUGAUCCAUGCUGGAUUAGAGCCUCUGACCUUCACAAACAUGUUCCCCAGCUGGGAGCACAGAGAGGACAUUGCUGAAAUCACAGAGAGGGAGGCAGAGGUGUGUAACCAGAUCAUUCUGGUGGAGGAUGUUCUGGCUCGACUGUGUCAGAGUAUUUAUCCUCUAGCAACACUGCAAGCCCGUCCCCUUCCCCACGGCGUCGACCCGCUGAGACUCGAGAUGUACCUGGCCGACGAGGACUUUGAGCGAGUGUUAGACAUGAAGAGAGAAGAGUUUGACGCUCUGCCUGGAUGGAAGCAAGUGAACCUAAAAAAAGCCAAAGGACUCUUUUAGAAACCUGACUAAAGUUGUCACGGUGACAGAAUUAUCACUGUCCAUUUCCUUAAUGGCCACCGGUUCUGCGCUCACCUCAGCAUUUAGACCUCUUUUGGUUAAGGGAGGUGGUUGUGCACUGAGAACAGUGUAAACGGUCAGGUCAAAGGUCACUUUAGGAUCUACAGUUUUACCUGCUGUGGCGUCCACUUUUGAUGUAUUUCUGAAGUCUGUGGAGGUGAUGUCUGUGUUUGUCUCCUCACCACAUUCAUGUACGACGAUUUGCUGUUGGUGAGCAGUGCGUUUGUUCAUGUAACAUCUAAAACAAGUAUGUUUAGUACAUGAAAUCAAUACACAUCUUCCCAUUCGGUACGAUCUGCGAUGGGUUUUUGUUGCAAUGUGUGUUUAUGUUUGAUAAGUCUGCUGAAUAAUUGGAAAUUGUAUAAACUUUGUAGCAAACAAUGAAGCAGCUGAAAAUCCUGUGAUCGCUCUAAAUGUUGUCAUAUGUCUUAGAAUAUUCUUUUUUGAUCCAAGAGGAGUUUACAUGCUGCGUCUGUAAUUUUUUGUGUGUGUGGUAUUCUCGUGUGAAUGGCUGUUGGUUGUUGUGCCGGUCUCUCUGUCUUGAGGUGUGAGGGACAUCAUGUUUGUUUGUAUUCGGACAGCAUGGAAUAAUGGACGAGAGUAAGAAAAGAUAUUAAUUUAAAUGUACAGUAUAGUGCCUUGCUUUUGUGUACAGUUUCUAUACCAAACACACACUAGUCUGCAUUUCAGAGACUUUCUUUUGUGAUAAAAGAAAUGGUGAAUAAAGAAA